Alternaria alternata is the source of this 1235-nucleotide messenger RNA. Its product is annotated as D-arabinitol dehydrogenase-like protein. NCBI's taxonomy places the organism in Eukaryota, Fungi, Ascomycota, Dothideomycetes, Pleosporales, Pleosporaceae. The transcript is spliced from 4 exons. Gene Ontology annotation, molecular function: oxidoreductase activity, acting on NAD(P)H, oxygen as acceptor. Gene Ontology annotation, cellular component: intracellular anatomical structure. The record is from RefSeq and is a predicted model, not a curated record. The coding region runs from base 117 to 1232 and encodes 371 amino acids.
CUUCUAGAAUCACCAUAGAUAUUCAUCCCCACUUGACGUUUACAGUCACCCUCUUAGUUCAGAGCCUUCCCACAGCCCUUGCUGCACUCAAUUGAUUUGAGCACUCUACUACAGCCAUGUUCAGGUCUCAAGUUUUCCGUCAAGUCGCUCGCGCGGCCCGAGCCCAAGCUCCCCGUUCAGCGUUCCGACCAGCACAGCCAGCCAUUUCCUCGCUGCGACACUUCACUUCAUCGCCUAGCCGCUUCGACAAAGACCCCAACAACGAUGAGGUCGAUGCGGCAACAACAUCGGGUGAGCCUGGUGAGAGUGGAGACCACGAGGGUCAGUAUGCUCGAACCCGAGACGACAUUGUCGUAGAAUACCCGGAAGAAAAGGACCUGCCACCUUCAAAUCCCGUCGUGGGCCGAGGAGGAGAGCAUUUCAAGCGCACCCUGGCCUCCUUCUCCAUGGAAGGCAAGGUAGCCGUCGUCACCGGCGGAGCUCGAGGUCUCGGUUUGGUCAUGGCGCAGGCGUUGGUGACCUCCGGAGCCGAUGUAGCCAUUGUCGACAUGAACAAGGAAGAGGGUGAGCGGUCAGCGAAGGGUCUCCUCGAUAUCUUCAAGAAGGAGAAUCCUGGAUCCAGGAGAGUCCCCAAGGUUACAGCACAUUUCUGCGAUGUCUCGAGUCCUACGUCUGUCAACCAAUCCUUUGCUGAGAUUCUGAAGAAGCACGGCAAGGUUGAUAACCUUGUUACAUCGGCUGGCUUCACCGAGAACUACGACGCCAUCUCUUACCCUCAUGACCGCAUACAGAAGCUUUGGGGAGUCAAUGUCGACGGUACCUACCUGUACUCUGUCGCUGUCGCGAAGCAUCUCAUGGAGAGGAAGGCACCGGGAAGCAUUGUCAUGAUCGGCAGCAUGUCGGGAGCCAUAGUCAACGUUCCGCAACCACAGGCUCCAUACAACGCCGCCAAAGCAGCUGUCCGACAUCUAGCAUCCAGUCUGGCGGUUGAAUGGGCUGGUGCUGGCAUUCGCGUCAACUGCAUCUCGCCUGGAUACAUGCUCACUGCGCUGACCAAGAAGAUUCUCGACGACAACCCGGAUCUCCAGAAGCAGUGGACUUCUCUGAUCCCCGUUGGUAAGAUGGGACGUCCCGAGGAUCUGAUGGGAGCUGUCACUUUCUUGUCUAGUGACGCGAGUUCCUACGUCACUGGUGCCGAUCUCCGAGUCGACGGAGCUUACACAUGCACAUAAGCC